Microthlaspi erraticum is the source of this 121-nucleotide messenger RNA. NCBI's taxonomy places the organism in Eukaryota, Viridiplantae, Streptophyta, Magnoliopsida, Brassicales, Brassicaceae. The record is from the annotation of a GenBank genome assembly.
CGGCCAUGACCCGAUUAUCCGGCCGACCGUCCCGCACGACCGUCCGAACGCCGCGGUCGACCCGAAGCCGUUUUUGAAGCCCAAUCCGCACAAUUCAAGCCCAAAGCCGGCGCCGACCUAG